Molecule: messenger RNA, 737 nt
Organism: Anguilla anguilla (European eel)
Lineage: Eukaryota; Metazoa; Chordata; Actinopteri; Anguilliformes; Anguillidae
Gene: fam32a
Product: family with sequence similarity 32 member A
Exons: 4
Coding region: 91-426 (111 amino acids)
Cellular component (GO): nucleolus
Source: RefSeq, a predicted model, not a curated record
UAGGUGGCGGUAAAGCAUCUUUGAAUUCCGAUUAAAUUCUACCGUAAGUGUGAAAAGAGGAAGAGCAACAACCAACAACACAAGACGAAGAUGGCGGAGUACAGCAAUGUGCAAAAAGGAUCCUUAAAACUUAAGGGAGUAGGGGACCUUUCCUCCGCGAAAAAGAAGAAGAAGAAGGAUAAGGAGAGAAAGCGCUUGGAGCAGCAAAUAAUGACUACUGAAAAUGAAGAAGAGACUGAACAGGGCUACACCGACAAAAGAACUCCAGCGCAAAUGGCAUUUGAUAAAAUGCAGGAAAAGAGGCAAAUAGAACGGAUUCUGAACAAAGCAUCACAAACUCAUAAGCAAAGAGUUGAGGAUUUUAACCGCCACUUGGACACCCUGACAGAACAUUACGAUAUCCCCAAAGUCAGCUGGACCAAAUAAAAACAAAGACUCCUCCAUCUUGUCCAUUUUUACAAUGUCAAUAGUGCUUCAAAUGUUACUUCAUUGCAACAUGUUAGAUUGGAAAGGGGGAAAGAAAUCAAAAAUGUUGUUUAAUUGAUCCAAUAAAGCUUUUUUUGUUUGUAUUAUAAGUUAAUUGAGUGUAGUGAAUGCAAAUAUGUUGCACCGAUUAAAUGCUACACACCAGAGUUUAAAUGUUCAGCACUGAAUUUUUUUAUUGAAGCUUCUCUUCAAAAAUGUGAGCAGUGCGUGUGUAUGUACCUGUAUUGUAAUUAAAGUGGACUAAAACCAUA